This is a messenger RNA of Adineta steineri, 582 nucleotides long. Lineage: Eukaryota; Metazoa; Rotifera; Eurotatoria; Adinetida; Adinetidae. The record is from the annotation of a GenBank genome assembly.
AUGAAUGCUUAUAAGCAACAUUUUCUUCGAAUGGCUAUCUAUAAUCGAUGGGCAUUUCGACAAGUUUAUAAUAAAUUAGAUGAAUAUAUAUCGAAUGAAGAUUAUCAUGCUGAUAGUGGUCUUUUCUUUCGAUCAAUUCAUGGUACUUUAGUUCAUUUACUUUUAUCAAGUAAAGUUUGGUAUGCUCGUCAUACUAGUCCAUCAGCAUUUCCACUUCAAGAUGAACGAUAUCCACAUGAACUUAAUUCUUAUUGGUCUCGUACACCACAAGAAUGGGAACAAGCAGUUACUGAUCGUAAAGAUCUCUAUAAACAAAUUUUUAUUGAAUGUGAUCGUUGGAUUGAUUAUGUAAAACAACUUGAUCUAGAAACAUUAAUGAAUGAAGAAACAUUUACAUAUUUGGAUACAAAAGGCAAAAAACAUGAACGUAGUCGUGUAGAAACAUUGGAUCAUAUAUUUAAUCAUAAUACUCAUCAUCGUGGACAAAUAUCUGCAGCAAUAACAAAAUAUCGAGGACAAGAUGCAUCACCUGUACUCGAUUUAGUUGCCAUGCCUAAAGAAGAAUAUAGUAAUAAUAAAUAA